Messenger RNA from Fusarium venenatum, 2136 nucleotides. NCBI's taxonomy places the organism in Eukaryota, Fungi, Ascomycota, Sordariomycetes, Hypocreales, Nectriaceae. The record is from RefSeq and is a predicted model, not a curated record.
AUGACUGGAACAGGUAUCAUGGGAAUACUGAUUAUCAAAGCGAAAGUGGAGAAACGCAAUCGACCACCCAAGUCUUGCGAGCCUUGUCGAACACGAAAAAGUCUACCAUGUGACUCCUGUAUUCGAAGGAAUAAGCAGUCUAUAUGUCACUAUGCUUCUAAUGCCGACAGGAAUGAGCGACGGGUUGACAAAGGCAGCAGCAGUUCAGUUGCUGAGCGACUCAAGCAUUUGGAAGGAUUGUUAACCAUCGUAGCUCAACAGCGAGAUCCCAUGGCAUCGCUGAGUAUUACUGAAGAUAUAUCGGCGGGUGGGGACGGCAAAGCCUCCAUCGUUACUCCUGCCUCUAUCGAGUCCAGAGGUGCCGCUGAAGCCAAAGACGGGGAUAGCGUAGUACCCCCAGGGUUGGCGGGUCACGUUGACUCAAGCCAUUGGUCUUCAAUAUUGGAAAACAUCAAGGCUAUUCGCGAGGAACUUCCCAAUGAGAGCCCACCAGACAAAGAACAAGCCUUGCUCAACAAUUCGCCUGGUGAUGGUUCUGAAGCACCACUUGGGAGGAUGAGUCCUGACUUGGAUUUUGGCUCUUCCAAAGGAGUAAGUCAUGAUAGUAUCUUGGCGGCGUUGCCACCAAGACAGGUCUGCGAUAUUUUGAUAUCCAUGUUCUUCAGGUGGCAUUACACUAUGAUGCCGAUCUUGCAUCCGGUCAAGUUCCAGCGAGAGUACGAAGCCUUUUGGAAAGCACCGAGACGCACCUCCAACACAUGGAUCGCUCUUCUCUUCGCCCUCCUGAGCUUAUCAACAGGUGUAUACGAAGCUUCAGGCAUGGUCCUUCCCUCCCCUGUCCCGAUUCCGCCCAGCAAAGAUUUGUCUACCAAGACACAGCAUUGUCUUCUCACCAGUAACUACAUCUUAUGCAAUGAGCACGCCGUUGAAGCCUUUCUCCUACAUCUGGUCGGCUGCUGGCUUCGAUCCAAAGCAUCUGACACCAACCUUUGGUUCCUCAUGGGAAAGUUGGUACAGCUUGCGAUAAGCAAAGGCUAUCAUCGCGACUGUUCCAAGUUGCCCAAUUCGAAUAUCUCCGCAUUCGAUGGCGAGAUGCGACGCAGGAUUUGGGUCUGCAUAUAUCAGCUUGACUCACUUAUGUCAUUCCAGCUAGGUCUUCCUAGCAUGGUACCGUCAGACUCUUGCGACACAGAGCUGCCCAGAAACCUGGACCAGAACCAGCUACACCCUGACAUCACAGAGCUGCCGCCAUCCAGACCUCUGUCGGAGAACACCACAAUACUUUAUUCGAUCGUGAAAGCGUCGGUUAUGGCCAAGUUCAAGGAAGUUGUCAAGCAUACCCGUUCUACCACUCCGCCCACACACGAAACCACGCUUAUUCUUGAUACCGAGGUCCGCCAAGCUUAUGUGAACAUCCCUGAUCACUUCAAAUACAAGCCUCUCACGAAUUUCCUUACAGAGGAGGUGAGUGUGAUCUUGACCAGAACUACGCUCGAGCUUUUGCACUUGAAGAGUAUCAUUGUUCUCCAUCGUCAGCAUCUUAUGUACCGAAACGACAGUCGUUCUGAGUUUUCACGAAAUGCUUGUCUGGAAGCAGCCAGGAGACUUCUGGAGAGACAGGCAGAGAUGGACCGAGCUACUAAGACUGGUGGCCAGCUCCAUGAUAUGAAGUGGAUGAUUACGACCUUGACACUCAGCGACUUUACUUUGGCGGCCAUGGUGAUCUGCUUAGAUCUCACAAUAACUAUUCGGCUUGGUGCAGAUUCCCCUCCUAGUCCAACUGCCUAUCAGGAAGUUCAGAGGGAUUUAAAAAUAAUCCAAAAUGCUCACAAGAUAUGGAUUGUUGCUGGAGAGCUUUGCUCCGAAGCACGUACAGUCGCACACGCUUUGGGCUCCACGGUAGAGCGUGUGAACGACUUUUUAAGUGCAUGGUCUUUACCAGCAGAUUCCGAAUCAUGGCAGACUCUAGACGUAGAGUCAUCGAGCAGCCUGACCAAUGAUUCUUUAUACCAGAUCAAUGAUCUGGAUAUGAUGGAUAUCAUUGACUGGACAUUCAUCGACAAUCAGUUCCAGGAUCCGAAUAUUAAUGAAAUUGACCUCGACAUGUGGCUCAUGGAGACAGCUGGGCCUUUGUAG